AUGAUUGAGAAACGAGAUGGAAGAGAGCAUAAUGCCCAUUUUCCAAAGCACAGGAUAAUGAAGGGACGUCAAUCCAUUCAUUGUGAAAACUACAAUGGAAAUAGAUCAAUGCUCCUUGGGCACCAAAAAACCCACACAGGGGAGAAAACUUUUGAAUGCUCCAGAUUCAGUCACAGUAGCAAACUUCAGUGGCAUCAGAGAACUCACAAAGAGAAACGUUUUCAAUGUUCAGAGUGUGGAAAGAGUUUUAGUCAGAGUGGCGGUCUUCAACAGCAUCUUAGAACCCACACAGGGGAGAAACCUUUUGAAUGCUCUGAGUGUGGAAAGACAUUCAAGUAUAAAAGCAGUCUUCAACUGCACCAAAGAACCCACACAGGGGAGAAACCUUUUGAAUGCUCAGAGUGUGGAAAGAAAUUCAGUCUGAGAGGCACUCUUCAACAGCAUCAAAGAACUCACACAGGAGAGAAGCCUUUUGAAUGCUCAGAGUGUGGAAAGAGAUUCAUUCAGAGUGGCAAACUUCAGCGCCAUCGGAGAACUCACACAGGGGAGAAAUCUUUUGAAUGCUCUGAGUGUGGGAAGAGAUUCAGUCAGAGUGGCGGUCUUCGAGUGCACCAAAGAACUCACACAGGAGAGAAACCUUUUGAAUGCUCAGAGUGUGGAAAGAGAUUCAGUCAGAGUGGCAAACUUCAGCGCCAUCGGAGAACUCACACAGGGGAGAAACCUUUUGAAUGCUCAGAGUGUGGAAAGAGAUUCAGUCAUAGAAGCAAUCUUGAACUGCACCAAAGUGAACACACAGGGGAGAAACCUUUUGUAUGCUCAGAGUGUGGAAAGAGAUUCAGUCAUGGUGGCAAACUUCAACAGCAUCAGAGAACUCACACAGAGAAAAAUUUUCAGUGUUCGGAGGGGUCUCUUCGAAAGCAUCAGAUAACACACAAAGGGGAGAAGCCUUUUGAAUGCUCAGUAUGUGGGAAGAGAUUCAGUUAUAGUAAAGCACUUCGGUUGCACAAAAGAACUCACACAGGGGAAAAACCUUUUGAAUGUUCAGAGUGUGGAAAGAGAUUCAGCAUGAGAGAUAGUCUUAAAACCCAUCAGAGAACCCACACAGGGGAGAAACCUUUUGCAUGCUCAGAGUGUGGAAAGAGAUUCAGUCAAAGUAGCAAUCUUCAAAGUCAUCAGAGAACCCAUACAGGGGAAAAACCUUUUGAAUGUUUUGAGUGUGGAAAGAGAUUCCGUCUGAGCGGCGAUCUUCAGCUUCAUCAGAGAACCCAUACAGGGGACAAACCUUUUGAAUGCUUUGAGUGCGGGAAGAGAUUCAGUAGAAGUGGCAAUCUUCAACUUCAUCAGAGAACGCAUACAGGGGAGAAACCUUUUGAGUGUUCCGAGUGUGGGAAGAGAUUCAGUAUGAGUCGCCAUCUUCAGCAGCAUCAGAGAACUCACACAGGGGAGAAACCUUUUGAAUGCUCAGAGUGUGGGAAAAAGUUCAGUUAUAGAAACAAUCUUGAAGUGCACCAAAGAACCCACACAGGAGAAAAACCUUUUCAGUGCUCAGAGUGUGGAAGGAAAUUCAGUGACAGGGGGUCUCUCCAAAAGCAUCAGAGAACCCACACAGGGGAAAAACCUUUCGAAUGCUCAGAGUGUGGAAGGAGAUUCAGUGAGAGAGGGUCUCUCCAAAAGCAUCAGAGAACCCACACAGGGGAGAAACCUUUUGAAUGUUCAGAGUGUGGGAAGAGAUUCAGCGUAAGAGGCAGUCUUCAAACCCAUCAGAGAAUCCACACAGGGGAGAAACCUUUUGCAUGCUCUGAGUGUGGGAAGAGAUUCAGUCAGAGUGGCGGUCUUCAAGUGCACCAAAGAACUCACACAGGAGAGAAACCUUUUGAAUGCUCAGAGUGUGGAAAGAGAUUCAGUCAGAGUGGCAAACUUCAGAGCCAUCGGAGAACUCACACAGGGGAGAAAUCUUUUGAAUGCUCAGAGUGUGGGGAAAAAAUCAGUCAUAGAAACAAUCUUGAAGUGCACCAAAGAACCCACACCGGAGAAAAACCUUUUCAGUGCUCAGAGUGUGGGAAGAGAUUCAGUCACAGUCACCAUCUUCAAAAUCAUCUGAGAACCCACACAGGGGAGAAACCUUUCGAAUACUCAGAUUGUGGAAGGAGAUUCAGGGGCUCCAGCAGCGCGACCCCGGGCACAUUGACUCAUCCAGAGGAGCCCCAUUGA
Messenger RNA from Heteronotia binoei (common prickly gecko), 2211 nucleotides. RefSeq names its product oocyte zinc finger protein XlCOF6-like. NCBI's taxonomy places the organism in Eukaryota, Metazoa, Chordata, Lepidosauria, Squamata, Gekkonidae. The coding region runs from base 1 to 2211 and encodes 736 amino acids. Gene Ontology annotation, biological process: regulation of transcription by RNA polymerase II. The transcript is spliced from 4 exons. The record is from RefSeq and is a predicted model, not a curated record. Gene Ontology annotation, molecular function: RNA polymerase II cis-regulatory region sequence-specific DNA binding; DNA-binding transcription factor activity.